This is a messenger RNA of Sporisorium graminicola, 1605 nucleotides long. RefSeq lists its product as uncharacterized. The record is from RefSeq and is a predicted model, not a curated record. Gene Ontology annotation, molecular function: monooxygenase activity; iron ion binding; heme binding. Bases 1 to 1605 code for a protein of 534 amino acids. The transcript has 2 exons. Lineage: Eukaryota; Fungi; Basidiomycota; Ustilaginomycetes; Ustilaginales; Ustilaginaceae.
AUGGUCGAGACUGACCUUGCUCCGCGCAUCGCGGCGGCUGCGCAAUGGGCCAUCGAGUCGCCCGCCCACCUCGCUGCCACCCUAGUCGGUGCUGUGGUUCUCUUCCAUCUGGUUCCCUACAUCACGAACACGGCUCUCCUCAAGUAUCCAGGUCCUUUCUUGGCCAAGUUAACCGAUUUCUGGCUGCUCAGGACCGCAAUGGUGGGCCACCGCUUCGAAGCUGUGCACAAGCAGCACCAGAAGUACGGCAAAUUCGUCCGCAUCGCUCCCAACCACGUUUCCAUUGCCGACCACGAGGCAUUGCAGCCGGUCUACGGUCACGGCACGGGCACGCUCAAGCCCGCCUACUACGACGCCUUUGUGCCCCCGAAGCCUUUCCCGCGCGGUCUCUUCAACACACGCGACCGUGCCGAGCACACGCGCAAGCGCAAGAUCGUUUCGCACACGUUCGCUCCAAAGACUAUCGUCGCCUUUGAACCGUUCAUCCGACGUGAGGUGCAGCUGCUGCUCGAACGCUGGGACGAAUUCUGUGACAAGGCCGCCAAAGCCAACACCGAGGGUCCGCGCGGCAUCAAAGGCCGUGCAUGGCUCGACUCGCUCUUGUGGCUCAACUAUUUCGCCUUCGACACCAUCGGCGCCCUUGCGUUUGGCAGCACGUUUGGCAUGCUAGAGAACGGCGCCGACGAGGCCAAAGUCGAGUACGAGGAUGUACACGGCAACAAGAAAGUCGACUACUGCUCGGCGGUCAACAUUAUCAACGAGCGCGGCGAAUAUUCGGGCACCAUGGGUCUCGCGCCCGUGUGGUUGCGUCCGUACCUGCUCAAACUGCCCUGGUUCUCCAAGCGUCUCACCUCGGUCAAGAAGCUCACGGGUAUUGCACUGGCACGAGUCAAUGACCGUCUGCAGAACGGUUCGGAGCGCGAAGAUCUGCUGGCUAAAUUGCAGGCUGCCAAGGACGACCGCGGCGAACCCAUGGGAAAGAUGGAGCUCACUGCCGAAGCACUCACGCAGCUCAUUGCGGGAUCAGACACCACGUCCAACACGGCAUGUGCUAUUGUCCACCAUCUCACCACGCACCCGGACAAGAUGGCCAAGCUGCAAGCCGAGCUGGACCGCGAGCUCGAGCACGCCGAAGAGGUGCCGCUGCACAGCGAUGUACAGGAGCUGCCGUACCUGCAGGCGGUGCUGAACGAGUCGCUGCGCUACCACUCGACAUCUGCGAUCGGUCUCCCACGCGUGAUUCCCGAAGGUGGAGCGACGGUAUGCGGCCAGCGAUUCCCCGCGGGCACUAUCCUCUCCGUUCCGGCCUACACGCUGCACCGCGACAAGUCGGUGUUUGGCGAAGACGCCGACGAGUACAACCCGGACCGCUGGCUCGCACCCAACGCCAAGCGCGACUUUGAAAAGGCGUUCAUUCCGUUCUCCGUCGGCCCUCGUGCUUGCGUCGGGCGCAACGUGGCCAUGAUGGAGCUGUCCAUCCUGAUCGCUGCCAUCUUCAGGCGAUACGAUAUCGUGCUCGCUGAACCCGAAAAGCCGCUCGAGACGUUUGAAGGUUUCCUGCGCAAGCCUGUUCAACUCGAUGUUGGUCUUAAGCGACGCAACUGA